AUGGAAUACAAAUGGUUCGUAGACGAUGUAUUAGAGUUUACUGGUGAUCCAUACACUUUUAGUCUUACCGAGAGCCUACGCAAUAAAAGUAUAAGCUGUGCAGUUCAAGACUCUGACGAAUUUGGAAUCCAAUCAGAUGCAAGUGAACCCUUGAUUCUCUUGCCAAAAGCUACAGCUACUCUGGGAUAUAUGAAUCCUCUGUCACAUAUUUAUAAAGCCCUGAAAGGUUCUAGUGUAACCCUGACAUGCAGUGAAUCAAGAACGAGAACACCACCAAUAUCAAGGUACAGAUGGACAAGAAAUAACGAACCUCUUUCGGAAAAGGGCAGAUCAUUCGUUAUUGCCAGAGUGGAAACCAACCAUGCAGGGGAGUAUGAAUGCCAAGCCGAAAAUUCCGAAGGACGUAGCAAUACUAUAACAAAGACAUUGCAAGUUUUAGUUGAUCCUGUACUAACUACAGAUGAACGCAUAGAAACCAGUGAUGGGCAUGUGGAAUUAAAAUGUAGUUCAUCACUUAACGAUCAAGACAUUGUUUGGUUUAAAAGUGGUUCAAUGGAUAUUUUGCACGUGGGUUCGACAUUCAACGCACACGUCACUAAAUCAACUAAUUUUACUUGUCAGGUUUCCGCCAUUUUGACUCCAACUAUUGGUUCACCGGUGGUAAAGGGAGCUAACUCAACCAUCUCUGUUAUAUACAAGUAUUCUCCAAUUCGUAAAACCCAUCCUCUUCAACGAGAGAUCACAUAUAACAGGUACGUAGGGCAUCAAUUUGCGGAAGCAAUAGAAUACGAUGCUUACCCGGAGAUCGCCGAUGCUUACUUACAGACCCCAACUGGACUACAGACCAAACUCAGUGUUAAAUUGAUCGGCAACACCGUGCAGAUAUCCACUGGACAUCUGACCAAAGAAGAUUGUACAUCUUUCCAGAUGGAGGUGCAAAAUACAGAAGGAGAAGACCAUAUCGAUAUCAAUAUUCGUUGUUACCCUCAUGCUCCUAGUGAUGUAACCGCCAUUUUGUCCGUGGGCCAAGUGACUCUCAAAUGGACUCCCGGGUUUGAUGGUGGACAUAAUCAGGUAUUCAGAGUCCAUCAAUCAGUGGAUGGUAAAAGCUGGAAACAGUAUUAUAGUUCGCAUGAUAAGAAUGAGGUUACCGGACAGAUUAAGACCGUGGUGAUGGGUUUAUCAUCAGAGAAGAUCCAGUUGUUUAAAGUCAUUGCUGAUAACGGUUUAAGCUCUGACGACAGCAAUAUUGCCUUCACUUUUCCGAAAAAAGAAAAGGAGUCAGAUUCCGGCCCUGUGAUUGGUGGAGCUAUAUCUGGUGUGGUAAUAUUUAUAGUUAUUGCUAUAGGGAUAUUCAUAUAUUGUAGAUUUCAUUUUUUGCCAGCUCGGCAGACGAAAAAUGGUCCAACAGUCAAGGAGAGUGAUUAUGCGCGGCCGGUAGCCAGACCAGCUGUUGCUGCUGAUGAUCUGAAAGACUAUGACACCAUUCAGAAAUGCCAGUAUGAAAAUAUAAACUACAAUACCAGAACAGAUCAUAUUGGUGGUAAUCUUUCUAGCAACCAUUAUGAGAACCUUAGACAGCCGCGGAAACUGACAAUGAAGCCACAGGUCAUGCCCAAGCCAGUUAAACCCAAACCUCCAUCAAAGCCAAAUCAGCCCUCGUCGUCUUAA
This is a messenger RNA of Lottia gigantea (owl limpet), 1671 nucleotides long. RefSeq lists its product as hypothetical. Lineage: Eukaryota; Metazoa; Mollusca; Gastropoda; Lottiidae. The transcript has 9 exons. Bases 1 to 1671 code for a protein of 556 amino acids. Gene Ontology annotation, molecular function: protein binding. The record is from RefSeq and is a predicted model, not a curated record.